Molecule: messenger RNA, 1145 nt
Organism: Poecilia latipinna (sailfin molly)
Lineage: Eukaryota; Metazoa; Chordata; Actinopteri; Cyprinodontiformes; Poeciliidae
Product: double C2-like domain-containing protein beta
Exons: 7
Coding region: 38-808 (256 amino acids)
Biological process (GO): spontaneous neurotransmitter secretion; regulation of calcium ion-dependent exocytosis; exocytosis
Cellular component (GO): synapse; membrane
Source: RefSeq, a predicted model, not a curated record
ACAGCUUUCUGUUCUACCUCCAUAGGGGCUCAAACCGAUGGACCACAAUGGACUCUCGGAUCCUUAUGUCAAACUGCACCUACUGCCUGGAGCCAGCAAGGCGAAUAAACUCAGAACCAAGACCCUGCACAACACACUCAACCCCGUCUGGAACGAGACCCUGACCUACUACGGCAUCACCGACGAGGAUAUGGUCCGCAAAACCCUCAGGAUCUCAGUGUGUGAUGAGGACAAAUUUCGCCACAAUGAGUUUAUCGGGGAAACGCGGAUUCCCCUCAAGAAGCUGAAGCCCAACCAAGUCAAAAACUUCAACAACUGCCUGGAGAAACAGUUGCCAGUCAACAAGACAGAGGACAAGUCUCUGGAGGAACGGGGUCGGAUCAUGAUUUCCCUCAAGUACAACACCCAGAAGUCUUGCCUGGUUGUGGGCAUCAUACGCUGCGCUCACCUUGCUGCUAUGGACGCCAACGGCUUCUCCGACCCCUACGUCAAAACGUACCUGAAGCCUGACGAGAACAAAAAGUCGAAGCACAAGACCGCCGUGAAGAAGAAGACCCUCAAUCCUGAGUUCAACGAGGAGUUCUGUUACGACAUAAAAUAUGCAGACCUCACUAAGAAGACUUUGGAGGUCACAGUGUGGGAUUAUGACAUAGGAAAAUCAAACGAUUUCAUCGGUGGAGUGUCUCUGGGCAUCAACGCGAACGGAGAGAGGCUCAAACAUUGGUUCGACUGUCUCAAAAACAAGGACAAAAAAAUCGAACGCUGGCACACGCUGACCAAUGAGUUACCCGGCUCAAUGAAUGACUGAAGGCCUGCACCCGAUCCGACCCCUCCACCUGCAUUUCCUCAGCUCUUCUCCGUUUUUCUCACAUCAGACAUCCAACUCCUCUCUUUGGGAAAACAUUUUCCUGUCAACAGGGCUCAAAUUAUACUUUCCACAUCUUGUACAUUUAAAAACACAACUCGCACGGCUGCUGAUGUAUUCUCAUUUCCCGAGAUAUUGAGUCAACACGGAGAAUGAUGGCGGGGUUUGUGCUGUUGACUCGUUAGCUUUUCAGCUUUCUUGCAUGAUCAGUGAAGAUAAAAGAAGCAAAUGCUCUCUAUUUGAUGAGGCCUUUUACAGCAGCUGAAUAAAUUUCACCAAA